AUGGAUUCGCACGCCGUCACUAAAACCGACUACAAAAGUUAUACCGGGGCAUUCACCUUACUUCACCUCACACAUCUCCAGCCCGUGCAGGUGUCGCACCUCUCGUUCACCUCCACACAUGGCGCACUUCCCGAGGGCCCGCACGGCUCCGGGAAAAGCCCCACAGCGAUCGUCAUGCUCAACAUGGGCGGACCGUCUACCGUCUCGGAAACACACGACUUCCUCAAGAACCUCUUCCUGGACAAUGACCUCAUUCCUUUGCCUUUCCAGUCCAUCAUCGCACCAUUAAUUGCGCGCCGGCGGACACCCAAAAUCGAACAACAAUAUACCGACAUCGGCGGAGGGUCUCCCAUCCUGCGCUACACGCAGCUGCAGGGCGAGCGCAUGGCCGCGAUUCUAGACGAGUUGCACCCCUCCACCGCACCGCACAAAAGUUAUGUCGCCUUUCGUUACGCGAAGCCGCUGACAGACGCUACGGCGCAACAACUCAAGGCGGAUGGUGUGACGCGCGCGGUCGCGUUCACCCAGUACCCGCAGUACAGCUGUAGUACGACGGGAAGCAGCCUGAACGAGCUGUAUAGGAAGGGUAAAACUGGUGCGUUCGGUGAUGGGGUUGAAUGGAGCGUGAUUGACCGCUGGGGGACGCAUCCUGGGUUCAUUGAGGCUGUUGCACAAAAUAUCGAGCGCGCACUCGCGAAAUUCCCGGAGUCGACGCGUGCCGACGCGGUACUGCUGUUUUCUGCGCACUCGUUGCCGAUGUCAGUCGUCAAUCGUGGCGACCCAUAUGUGCUCGAGGUGUCGGCGACGGUUGCGGCGGUGAUGGAACGUCUGAAGCACACGAAUCCAUACCGCCUUGUGUGGCAGUCGCAGGUGGGCCCGUCGGCGUGGAUGGGAAUGCAGACGGGUGAGGCAUUGAAGGGCCUCGCACGACUAGGGCGGAAGCAAGUUGUGUUGGUACCGAUCGCGUUCACGAGCGAUCACAUCGAAACCUUGUACGAACUUGACUUGGAGUACGCCAGGGAGGCGAGGGAGCAUGGCAUGGACGUGCAUCGUGCGGAAUCGCUCAAUGAAUCGCCUGUGUUCAUCCGUGCGCUGGCGGACAUGGCGUCGGCCCACCUGAAAGACAUCACGACAGGGAAGAGCGGGCCGACGAGCAUCCAGAUGGCGCUGCGGUGUCCGGGAUGUACGAACGCGACGUGUGGACAGCAGAAGACGUGGUUUGCACGCGGUGGGCGCUAG
Molecule: messenger RNA, 1239 nt
Organism: Sparassis crispa
Lineage: Eukaryota; Fungi; Basidiomycota; Agaricomycetes; Polyporales; Sparassidaceae
Product: Ferrochelatase, mitochondrial
Exons: 8
Coding region: 1-1239 (412 amino acids)
Biological process (GO): heme biosynthetic process
Molecular function (GO): protoporphyrin ferrochelatase activity
Source: RefSeq, a predicted model, not a curated record